Molecule: messenger RNA, 1692 nt
Organism: Ectocarpus siliculosus
Lineage: Eukaryota; Phaeophyceae; Ectocarpales; Ectocarpaceae
Source: the annotation of a GenBank genome assembly
GAUUCGCGACCUGCUCUUUUCGCACCCUUUCACACCCGCUGCUGCAGCUGUACCGUUAACGAACACCGAGCGAUCACUCACGAUAUCAUGGCCGAUUCAUCUACUGCUGCCCGGGUCGAGGCCCUGCGGAAAGCCGCCGUUGACAGGGGAAUCGAUCUACCCAAGGCAAAGAAGAAGAGCUCCCGGGAGGUCGAGGAAGCCCUCGAAACGGCCGGCCUGGAGGAUGAGACCGGCGGCAGCGGUGACAACGAAGCGCUAAAAAAAGCCGCCCUCAAGAUCUUGGCAAAGAAGUUCGGGGUGAAGAAAGAGCAGCAAAAGGCAACCGGCAAGCGCAAGGCCGAUGGUGGCAAAGGAGCUGCCAAGCCGGCGGCCCCUUCGUCGUCUGCUCUCGAUGAGGUGUGGGAUGUGUCUACCAAGGAGGAGCGGAAGAAAUACGUGGCCAAGCUCAUCGAGAUCGCGAAGGCGAGGGGCGUCAGGAUACCAGAGGAUGCUCAAGCAGCGUCGAUGGGCGUGGGCACCGUGAUCAUGGGGUCCAAGGACGCCGACAACAAGCUCAAGGUCAAGGACGCCGUGGAAGAGCUCACCGACAAGUUCGGGAAGGACCCGGCGUGGGUGGACCCGGAAGACUCGGGGCCGAAGAAGAAGAAGAGGCCUAGCACAGCCAAGCAGUGCACCUGCCCUGAGAACAAGGCCUUGGCCGAUGCGUUCGAUGAGCUGGCGGGGCUAUACUUCAAGGAGGGUAGCAAGGCCGGCGGCGUCUACAAAAAGGUGGUUUCCGCCAUCAAGGACAUGCCCAAGCCGCUGACGACCGCUCCCAAGAAGGGGGAGGUCCCAGGUAUCGGUGCCAAAACGAUCCAGAAGAUCAACGAGUUCCUCGCGACGGGCAAGAUACAGACACUGGAGGACAAGCGGGCCGAGUCCGUCAUGUAGACUGACUCAAAGGAUGCUACACUAGUUGCAGCAGUAGAUUUAGGGGAGGCUGGCGGCGUGUGUGCUUGCACGCGGGCUGGUGGGGCCGCCGCGCGCCAGCUGCUAGCUGGUGGAUGUGUGUCCACCCGCGUGUACAAAAGCAUUUUCUCUCGGUUUUUUUUUUGCGCAAGUCUCUGUGCUCGGAAAUCGAGCUUUCCAGGCGUUAUUUUGUGUUGGUGUCAAGAUUGGCAGAGAGAUGAAGAGUGACGUUUUGCGGUGCUCCAGUGGUGUUUUUGGGCGACACAGGCUUGCUUCGGUUUGUUCGGCCUUCCUUGUGUUUUGUGAUCUCUUGAGCUGGUAGGAAGUGCCGAGGAAACCUUCGCACUCCAACCAAUGACAAGCCCCAUGACCUGGCGAGGGCUUGUAGCGUGUCAUGUCCCCCCCAUGUAGACUACAUACAUACGUAGGGUUCAGAUUUUGUUUGUUUCGUUUUCUGUUGUUUGAUACGGAGUACAUUGGUAGUACGUUGCUUGCGCAGUUUGUGAGGCCUCCGUUGUUUUUCCAUUUGUUGCACUAGUCACCUUGCUCAAGCAUCGGACUAGUUGUCGGUUGGUUGAUUUCUCAGGAAAGGGGGUGUUGUUUCAGCGGUUUUGUUUCUUGUCUUUGUGUUUUGUGUUUUCCUGCCUGUCUCUGUCCAUGCGGCUUGGUGUUGGACGAAUGAAUGGGUUAUUUUUUCUGCGGGGAACGUGUCACGUGGUUACACUAAUACCAACUAGCAGAGAU